Molecule: messenger RNA, 921 nt
Organism: Alnus glutinosa
Lineage: Eukaryota; Viridiplantae; Streptophyta; Magnoliopsida; Fagales; Betulaceae
Exons: 2
Coding region: 137-640 (167 amino acids)
Source: RefSeq, a predicted model, not a curated record
CUUCUCAACCCCACGCCAUCUUCAUUUUAUCCAUUUCUUCUCUCUCUUAGGGUUAGGGUUUCACUCUCUCUCUUUAGAGCUUGCUUUUUGGUUUUUUGGUUUGUCUUUUUCUCUACAGAAGGUACGGUACGGUAUAAUGGCGCAGCAGGAGGUGCAGAACGGAGGAGCAGAGAAGGCGGCAGCGUGCGAUGCCGUUGUGUCGUUCACGGCCGUGAAGCCGCGGGUGCUGGUCGAGGCUCCGAAGGCGAACGACGCCGUGCAGUUCUACAAGACCGCGUUCGGCGCUGAGGAGCUCGGCCGUACCACCCACCCCAAGCGCAAGGCCGAGCAGGAGCUCCCCCUCGUCCUCUCCGCUCAGCUCAAACUCGGUGGCUCCACCAUUAUUGUCUCUGACGUCGUUGCUGACUCUGCUGCUCCGGCCAAGACUGAGGGGACCGGAAUCACUCUCUGCCUGGAGACCGAGAACGUCGAGGCUGCCAUCGCGAAGGCCGUGAAAGCCGGAGCUUUCGCCGUGGGGGAGAUCGAGGAAGAUGAGGGCGCGUGCUUUGGCGGGCGCGUCGGCAAGGUGAAGGACCCCUAUGGGCUCGUCUGGCUCAUCAGCACACCGGCCAAAAAGACUUGCGUAGACGUGGACGCUUGAUGCCCGUCGGAUCUUAUCAACACCUGUCCUCUCUUUUGUUGGCUUCGUGUGGGACCCCCCUUAUCAGAAGAAAAGUUUCGUUUCUAGCUGUUAGGAUUAGGUGAUCAUAGGUUUUUAGGCCUAGUAGCUAUAAUAGCCUUUGAUACGGCCUUCAUGAUGGUUUCGUCGUUUUGAAAAAAAUUAAAAAUGUCUCUCUCUGGACACCUGGCGGUUAACUGAAUUUCGUUACUUAUAUCCACUCUCUUGGUUUAAUAUUGACGGCAUCUUUUCGGUUCCCCUUC